Messenger RNA from Microdochium trichocladiopsis, 2670 nucleotides. Its product is annotated as glycosyl hydrolase family 47-domain-containing protein. The coding region runs from base 1 to 2670 and encodes 889 amino acids. Gene Ontology annotation, biological process: N-glycan processing; carbohydrate metabolic process. Gene Ontology annotation, cellular component: endoplasmic reticulum; Golgi membrane. The record is from RefSeq and is a predicted model, not a curated record. Lineage: Eukaryota; Fungi; Ascomycota; Sordariomycetes; Xylariales; Microdochiaceae. The transcript is spliced from 4 exons. Gene Ontology annotation, molecular function: mannosyl-oligosaccharide 1,2-alpha-mannosidase activity; calcium ion binding.
AUGAUGCUGGAUGUACUUCCGGCAGGCAUAUUCAUCUCGAAGAUGCCAUACCGGUACCAGCAACUGUGGACUCAUGGCCAUGCCGAUACGUACAACCCCAGCUCUGCCGUUACACCGGGCAAGUCCACCAGUGACUCACACAGCCACAACGCCGCCGCCGCUGCCGACGACGAUGACCAUUCAUCACUUAUCAAGCAGAAGCCGACAGGAGGUAGCAAACCCGACAAGCCUUCAACCGGGACCGCACACAAUGAUACUCUCAAUAUUCCCGACAGGAUCAUUGACCAGGGCGGACAACAUGACGCCGUGGACCAUGGAUCCUUGGGCGACAGCUACUCGGAGGCUGCCGGCCACGCGAACAAGCCAAAGCAGGACCAUUGGAAGAAGCCCACCCAGCAUUUCCCGAUUCCUACGGAGUCGAUAGCCCCUCUGCCGACAGGGAAGCCUGUCAACAUCCCAACCAUUCAAUUUGCGUUUGGUAAGGAGACGCCCGAGGCUCAGAAAGUGCGAGAGGCGCGGCUUGCCAAGGUCCGAGCGGAAGCUGUUAGGGCUUGGAAAGGCUACCGCAAAUACGCCUUCGGCCACGACGAGCUGUCUCCUGUUACCAAGAAAUAUCGCGACCCUUUCUGUGGCUGGGCUGCCACCCUGGUUGACAGUCUCGAUACUCUGUGGAUCAUGGGCUUGAAGGACGAGUUCGAGGAGGCUGUCAAAGCCGUUGCGGAGAUCGACUUUACGACCACUCCCAAGACCGAGAUCCCCGUCUUCGAAACCACGAUCCGCUACCUCGGUGGACUGCUUGCCGCCUACGAUGUCAGUGGUGGCAAGACUGUUGGCACUCACAAGGUUCUUCUUGAUAAGGCUGUUGAGCUCGCAGAGAUUCUCAUGGGAGUUUUCGACACGCCAAACCAUAUGCCCAUCUUAUUCUACAACUGGAGGCCCGCUGCCAUGGAAAAGGCGAAGCGCGCAUCUUCGUCGGUCAACCUUGCGGAGCUGGGCUCCCUAUCGAUGGAGUUUACACGCCUCGCACAACUGACGAAAGAGAACAAGUACUAUGAUGCCAUUGACCGCAUUACUAAUGCACUCCAAGAAUGGCAGAACCGGGGCACAACCCUUGCGGGCAUCUUCCCGGACCGUGUAGAUGCUGCCGGAUGCAACCGGACCGCCGAGGCAGAGCGGAUCUCGGCGAUGCAGAAUGAAGCUGCUGGCCGUGCUCAACACUCGACACCAAAAUCCAGCACGUACCUCGAGAAUGCCAAAGGAAGAGCUCACGCCAAGGGUUUCUCUGAUCCCGUCCCUGGCGAGUCAUACCUUGGCGGCUCCCAGAAUAACGUCGAGGGCAAGGGCUCCUCCAAUCUCGCACGCAGAACAAAUUAUGCUGCCGAAACCUGGGACCCUUCCAUGGGCCUUAGUCUCGGCUCGGGAUCAGAACUCGACUGCAUUCCUCAAGGACUAGCCCCAGGUGGCUUCAGCGAAUCUUACGGCAUGGGUGGUGGCCAAGAUAGCACCUACGAGUGUUUCCCCAAGCAGUACCUGCUUCUCGGCGGACUCGAAUCCAAGUACAAGACGAUGCAUCAGAAAGUGGCCGCAGCUGUCAAAAAGUGGUUGCUCUUCCGCCCCAUGGUCCCGGACCGUGAUCUUCUGUUCUCGGCCAAGGUGACAACUAGGGGCGACCCUGUCGACGACGCACGAACCGAGUACGAGGUACCACAUCUCACUUGCUUCCUUGGCGGCAUGUUUGGCAUGGCAGGCAAGAUCUUCAACGAGCCGGACGACGUGGAGAUUGGCAAGCGACUGACAGAUGGAUGCGUUUGGGCAUACGAGAGCACACCCAGCGGGAUCAUGCCCGAGGGCGCCUACGUCGUGCCGUGCACCAAUGUGAAGAAGUGCGACUUCAACGAGACUCUCUGGUGGCAGGCUCUUGACCCCCUUGCGGCCACGCGGGAUGCACAACUCGACGACUACUACAAGCGCGUCGAGGAGCUCAAGGCGUUGAGGGCUCAACGUGGCCACGCUACUGAUGAAGAGGAGCAAGGCACCCAUAAGUUCCGCGUCAGCCAUGCCUCUAGCAAAGACGAGAAAUUAGCAAAGGCGCGACCAGACGAUAGCACCAGCUCUGACCACGACACCAAUCACUUCAAGCGCUCGGCUCUUCCGCCUCCAACCCCGGAAAAGAAUACUGGCCGCGCUGCCCUUUCGUCAUUUCACCAGAACAGCCCGCUCGGCGCGACAAGCGAUGAUGAGGAGGAGCAGAUUCCUCUAGACAUGACGCUGCCUGCUCGCCCGCAGUCGCACAAAGAAUAUGUCCAGGACCGCAUCACGAACGAGAAGCUUCCUCCGGGCUUCACUGAUAUUCGAUUCUCGAGCUACAUUCUGAGACCUGAAGCCAUAGAAUCAGUGUGGUACAUGUACCGAAUCACUGGUGACACCACCUGGCAAGACAAGGGAUGGAAGAUGUUCGAGGCCAUCAUCCGCCACACCCAGACCGAGGCCGGGCACAGCGCGAUUCACGAUGUCAUGCGAUCGAACCCGGACAAGAAGGAUGAGAUGGAGUCCUUCUGGCUUGCCGAAACCCUGAAGUACUUCUUCUUGCUGUAUUCCACACCCGACGUGAUUAGCUUGGAUGAGUGGGUGCUCAAUACGGAGGCGCACCCAUUCAGAAGACCGUCCUGA